Molecule: messenger RNA, 2302 nt
Organism: Bubalus bubalis (water buffalo)
Lineage: Eukaryota; Metazoa; Chordata; Mammalia; Artiodactyla; Bovidae
Gene: ZBED9
Product: zinc finger BED-type containing 9
Exons: 1
Coding region: 99-2015 (638 amino acids)
Molecular function (GO): protein dimerization activity
Source: RefSeq, a predicted model, not a curated record
UUUUGAUGAUGCAAGCCUAGUUUUUAAUUUUUAGUUUAACAUUAUUAAUAAAGAGGAAAGUAAAAUUUGUAUUGCUUAUUUUUAAUUCUAAUUUGCAGAUGACAAAACAAGCUUCACUGGACUUUUUUGUGAAGAAAAGACACACCUAUUCUGAAUAUGGCAAUAGUAGCAAGAGAAAUGGUAACAAUGGAAGUCAUCUUGAGGGAGUGAAAACCAAAAGAGUUCAUACUAGCUUUACUCGGAAGUAUGAUCCCUCAUAUAUUGAGUUUGGUUUCAUAGCCAUAAUUGAUGGUGAAGUGCUGAAACCACAGUGUAUUAUUUGUGGAGAUGUACUGGCUAAUGAAGCGAUGAAACCAUCAAAACUUAAGCGGCAUCUAUAUUCAAAACAUAAAGAAAUAAGUUCACAACCAAAAGAAUUCUUUGAAAGAAAGAGUAAUGAAUUGAAAAACCAACCAAAGCAUGUGUUCAAUGUUUCUCACAUAAACAUUAGUGCUUUGAGGGCUUCUUAUAAAGUAGCGCUUCCGGUUGCAAAGUCUAAAACACCAUACACAAUUGCUGAGACACUAGUGAAGGACUGCAUCAAAGAAGUUUGCUUAGAAAUGUUGGGUGAAUCUGCAGCAAAGAAGGUAGCUCAAGUACCACUUUCCAAUGACACCAUAGCUCGACGUAUUCAGGAACUGGCGAAUGAUAUGGAAGACCAACUCAUAGAACAAAUAAAACUAGCCAAGUAUUUUUCAUUGCAACUUGAUGAGUGCAGAGAUAUUGCUAACAUGAUAAUUCUUUUAGUAUAUGUGAGGUUUGAACAUGAUGAUGAUAUAAAGGAAGAAUUCUUUUUUUCAGCCUCUUUACCAACAAACACAACUAGCUCAGAACUGUAUGAAGCUCUGAAGAAUUAUGUUGUCAACAAAUGUGGUUUGGAAUUUAAGUUUUGUGUAGGAGUGUGUUCUGAUGGUGCAGCUUCAAUGACAGGAAAACAUUCUGAAGUGAUUAACCAGAUUAGAGAACUUGCACCAGAAUGUAAAAUAACACAUUGCUUCAUUCAUCGAGAAAGUCUUGCUAUGAAAAAAAUAUCAGCUGAACUGAAUAGUGUGCUUACUGACAUAGUAAAAAUUGUGAAUUAUGUAAAAUCUAAUGCAUUAAAUUCAAGAUUAUUUUCUUUAUUGUGUGAUAAUAUGGAAGCUGAUCAUAAGCAACUGUUAUUGCAUGCUGAAAUACGGUGGUUAUCCUGGGGAAAAGUUCUAUCAAGACUGUUUGAAAUACGAAAUGAACUCUUAGUAUUUCUGCAAAGCAAGAAGCCAGUUUGGUCCCAACUUUUCAAAGAUGUGAAUUGGAUUGCCAAACUUGCUUAUUUAUCUGAUAUCUUCAGUAUUUUUAAUGAUCUUAAUGUUUGCAUGCAAGGAAAAAAUGCAACAUGUUUUUCAAUGGCAGAUAAGAUUGAAGGACAAAAACAAAAGUUAAAAGCUUGGAAAAAAAGAGUUUCUACAGAUUGUUAUGACAUGUUCCAUAAUUUAACAACAGUUAUCAAUGAAGUAGGUAAUGAUCUUGAUAUUGCACAUCUACAAAAAGUUGUCAGUGAACAUCUUACAAAUUUGUUAGAUUGUUUUGAAUUGUACUUUCCUUCAAAAGAAGAUCCACGCAUAGGAAAUUCAUGGAUACAAAAUCCAUUUCUUUCAUCAAAAGAUAAUUUAAAUUUAACUAUAAUCCUACAGGAUAAGUUGUUGAAGCUGGCUACUGAUGAAGGAUUGAAAAUGAAUUUUGAAAAUACAGCAUCACUUGCUUCAUUUUGGAUAAAAGUUAAAAAUGAAUAUCCUGAGCUUGCUGAGAUUGCUUUAAAAUCUCUUCUUCUGUUCCCCUCAACAUACCUCUGUGAGACUGGGUUCUCUACCUUAAGUGUUAUUAAAACAAAACAUAGAAACAGUUUAAAUAUACAUUAUCCCUUGAGAGUAGCAUUGUCAUCAAUCCAACCUAGAUUAGACAAAUUAACGAGCAAGAAGCAAGCUCACUUAUCACAUUAAAAAAUUUAAAUACUGAUUUAUAAUGUGUUAAUUCAAAGUAUACAUAUAGGCAUUAUGGAACUAUGAAAAGUUUUUAUUAAAUUAGCAAUUCUGUGUAUAAAUUGCCCAUAGUAUAUUAAAGUGUACACUUUUUAUACUUCUCUUAUUUUCCCUGUCAAAUUUGUUAUAGUUAUUAGGAUGUAAUUUUAAAUCUGUUCAUUCGAACAUUAAAAUUUUUGGUCUUGUAUAUUGUAUGCAUUUUUAUUAUUGUUUUUUAUUAAUUUAUUAAAGUUAAAGAAUGACUUCAA